UGAAAUAUUUAUUGGCCAUAGAAGAUUAAUUACGUCCGAUAACACAUAGAAUUUUCACAUUUGUGAUUUAGAAGUUUGAUCGCCGCAAAUUUUCAUCUGCUUAGUGAUUACAUCGAGAAAAACCUCCUAUUAAACAUAAUUAAACAAUUAUGACGUAAACCAUAAAACUAAUGUAGCAAUUAAAUCGCAAUGACUCGUAAAAUAACCGGGAAAUGACAAACUGAAUUCAAAAGCAAUUAUUUCUCUUCGGUGAUUACAUUGAGAACAUGAUUUUGGAACUGGUUUUUCUCGCUUCUGUUAAAUUCAGUUGUGCAUUCGAAGGAUUCGUUGUACGCGGCGAUAAAGCUCAAAUAGAAUACUUUGCACAUUCAGUGUUUCUCUCUAUACGAGAUUUUGGAGGGGCGUAUGUAUGUGGUUCAUCAAUUUUGAAUCAGAAAAUUCUGCUAACGGCAGCUCAUUGUUUUGAAUCAUGCAGCGCUAGUAAUGUUAACGCUUUUGUUGGCAAUGCACAUAAAUCUAGAGGACUUAAAUAUCGUGUAUCUAGUUUUAAAAUACAUGAAAAUUAUGAUGAAGAUGAAAUAAGGAAUGAUAUAGGACUGGCUGUGCUAGAGAGGCCUUUAGCGUUGGGAGAUAAUGUCAAAAGAGUGGCAAUUCUUAAAUCACCUCCGAAUAAGAAAUUGGCUAUUGUUGCGGGUUGGGGACUCAUUGAUGAAGAAGAUGGAGUGAGAAGUAGCUGGCUGCAUUCAUCAAACCAAAAGGUGUGGACAUUGUCUGAAUGUAGGAGAGUUUUGCGUGCAAUCCCAACGGGUACCUUGUGUGCUGGUGAUACAACAGAAACAAGUUAUGCUUCUGAAGGUGAUUCCGGAAGCGCCUUAAUCAUAAAUGAUUACAUUCAAGUGGGGCUGGUUUCCUUCAAGAGACCAGACACAACCAGAGGUCUAGUUGUAUAUUCAAAUGUAUCUUAUUUUUAUAACUGGAUCAAACGUACGUCUAAAUAUUUAUAUUGUAGUAGCAAUGCUAAAUAAAUAAAUAUUAUAUCUGAGUAUUUUAC
Molecule: messenger RNA, 1051 nt
Organism: Pieris napi
Lineage: Eukaryota; Metazoa; Arthropoda; Insecta; Lepidoptera; Pieridae
Product: hypodermin-B-like
Exons: 3
Coding region: 267-1025 (252 amino acids)
Biological process (GO): proteolysis
Molecular function (GO): serine-type endopeptidase activity
Source: RefSeq, a predicted model, not a curated record